GGGUAAAAUAACACCAAAUUAAUGCCAUCACCAUGACAACGAGUUACGAGUGGGAUUUUUUUAGUGAUACCUAGCUAGCUAGACAGCUUUGGUAACAGUCUUCAUUGAGAUGUCGUGACAUAUGUGUGUGUGUGUCAUAUUAUUACACAAAAAAAUGUCUGAUGAAGAUAAGCUGGGAGCCGUUUUAUUUCAGGUUCAAGAUGAUCUGAGACAACUCAAACGUAGUCUUGAGAAAAUCACCGUCAGUGAGAGACUGGACAUUCAAGCCUUGGACAAUGCCAUUCGCAAGACAGAGAGCAGCAUCAGGAAACAUGCAGAGGAUCAUCUGAAAUCAGUGUCUAGGCAGCUGCUGGUUCUUCCAAGCAUUGGCAAUUUACAACAAAAUACAGCGCACAUUCCCAAAUGGAAACCUGCUCUGGAGAGUAUCCCAGAUGUGCAUCCACAAAGGGAAGAGCUUCCAGGGCCCUCACCUGGGGAAAAGCACAAAUCAGCGUUAUCCAUGCGUCUGCUGUGUAAUCCCGCUCACCCAAACAACAGAGCCAUCAUGCAUGAGAAAUAUGGCAUAUCACUCCCUGACAUCCGCAAGAGGAGCACAAAUGCAGCAAAACAUCCUAAAAUAAUCACUGGCUCUGUGGUGAGUCCUCAGGCAAUUGAACCAAAGGGCCGUCACAGCCUGGCGAUGCCUGGAGAAGAGAUAGGGACAGACACAAGUUUGCUUCAUAUGUCGAUCCAGCACAAGGCUGCUCCUUUUCACCCCAGAGAGGAUUCAUAUUCUUCUAAGAUAGCGAAGUCUAGGGGUCAAAAGCAGCUGAGAUGGGAAACAGAACCUGGAUUGACCUGUGAAAGUGUAGGCAGAGAAGGCACACCACCCUGGACCACCAAGACACCGCCACCCACAACCUCCAAGAGUAUGGACCAUAGGAGUAUGAUACAAGGAACAAAUGAUCUUACCCCUAAAGGUUUUCAGAAUCUACCUGUGCAUGUUCCUGUAAACAUCAGCAAAUACCCCUUCACCAUCAUAAAGGGACAGAUCAACCCAAUGGCGACAGAUUUCUGUCACUUCACGCAAAGCUUUAGCUUGAUCUGGAGCACCGUGGUAGGUCCUCUGGAGGCCCUGGAAAAGCUGCUCAGGGACUUUGCUGUGCCUCUAGCCAAAGUGAGCGGAGAACGGCUAGUGGAGUUUGGCCGUGGUUGGGAUAAUGGUUGGAAAAAAGCUCCUCCAGUGAUCAGCCUCCUCUCAGUGCUUGAAAACUGGGAGGAGGUAUUGGGUCUGGUCUUACGCCCAGGUCAACGCUACAAGGGAGAGGGAGGCAUUGAGGCGGCUGCCAUCCACAUUCAGUCCUGCUGGAGGCGCCACUCAGCCCGGACAGCCUACCUGCGCCACUGUCAGCGCAAGUGGGCGGCAGGGACCAUCGCCAUCUCAUGGUUGAUGCACAAUCAGAUGCGUCGUGUCAGGAAGGCCCUGCAGGCCCGGCGUUUCAGACAGCUGGAGAAUUACCGUAGCAGAGCCCAGCAUCUGGCAGCCAACUGGAAACACAUCCAGUCCUCCAAGAGGACCAUUAUCCACAUCCCUUCAUUAGGAUACUCUGAGAGCCAGCGACAGAGCUUGAGGGGAUUUGACGUCCUACAGAACAUCCAAAUAAGCAGACUGUGUGAUAUAAGAGAUGAAAACGUGGAGGUGAUUUACAUUUGUCCACGGCAUCUGGGGGAUGACAUCUUGCACUAUUACACCAGCCUCCUGAAGUGUGAUGGAGCCACAGACGGGGCUGAUACCGGGACAACACAACCCUCAUCCUGCGCCAGACGCUUUAUCAUCCUCACGCCUGAGGCUGUAGAUUACUUCCCGACUCACAACAUGUGCCUGUCCACACUGCUAAAGUACAGUCCACGCACCCUGAAGCGCAUCAGGAACCUGAUCCAGGGGAAGCAGGCCUAUAUUGUAGGUGGAGUGGCCCACAUGGAUGACCUGGCAGUGGCUGAUGAGUUAGGAGUACCAAUCCUGGGUCCAGAACCAGCUAUUGCACAGCUCUACAGCACCAAGUCUGGAGGGAGGAGGAUCUUCGCCGGGGCGGAGGUUGACGUACCCCCUGGUCAGGGAGACAUCUACUCACUAAACCAGCUUUAUGAAACACUGGCGGAGCUCAUGACUCACAACAUGGAUGUGCAGCGCUGGCUCUUCAAGAUGGACUCUGAGCAUGGUGGGCUUGGUACAGCAUACUGUGACAUACGCUAUCUUAGCUGCUAUAACUGGGCCCUGCAGGAAUAUCGUCGUUAUGGUACUGAGCUAUGGAAAACAACAUGGAUUCAGGAGUCUGUACUGCUCAGAUAUUUAGAUGAGAUCCCAGAGUGGCUUGCCCGUUACGCCCGGCCUGCUAAAACCUCCUGCUAUCCCAACUGGGCCUGCUUCCUGAAGACCUACCUCAGGCAAGGUGGUGUGGUAGAGGCCUACCCCCCUUCCGACAGUGUCACCUGUCUGACAGUAGAUCUGCUGCUGGAGCCCGGGGGUGAGGUGACCAUGCUGUCAUGUGGAGACCAGCUUCACGGCUCCUGUCAACUGGAAACUAUAGGCUCCACCAUUCCUCAGACGUCCGUACGCCCAGAGACUUUGCACUCCAUCUGCGUGCGCGUAGGCCAGGCCUGUCUACAACGCCUCAUCAUAGGUUAUGUCUCCGUGGACCUGGCUACCUUUCUGAACCACAACACCAUGGAGCAAAGGGUGUGGGCUAUUGAUCUAGACCUCACGUACAGUGACCAGCUGGCCAUGACCCAGAUGCUUCUGAUGAUGACUGGAGGAACGCUGAAUUGCCGCGCAGGCUGUUUAGAAGUGCCAAUGCCAGUCAGAGAGAAAUGCUAUGAACACCAGAUUGCAACCAAACCUCCUGUGGUUAAUCAUUAUGCAGUCAUCGGGAGCCGCUUGUUUCACUCCAACCUUUCCAUGUUAUACCACAGUGUGUUCUUAAAGAUGUGCAAGGCUCAUGGCAUAGGAUUCAACAUGAAGAGAAAGCAAGGCACGGUUUUUGCUCUUUAUGACAGCAGCGAGCGAUGCAGCAUUGGAAUGAUAGCAGUCUCCGAAGAUCUCCAGGGAGCUCUCAUGACCUUUGCUCGGAAUCUGUCAGUCAUUCAUCAGGAAAUAUCAGCCUCUAAAAUGCAAGGACAAACCAAUUUUAAGGAGCUGAUCAAGGACAUCGAGGAUGUACUGCAGAUGACUGUUCAGAACAAGAGGCGAGUGGCAGAGGAUAAACCUGCGACUUAGACAGCUGCUUCACUGAUAAACACGUCAUUAUUAUUUUUUUACCAGCUAUGAUGUCAAAUUACCCCGUGAAUACAUGAACCUUGGAGAUGCGUUCAUCGUGAUUAAACACAGAUAGGCAAAUAAAUCCCUGAAAAGCAAUGUCUGACUUAAUUCCUUGAAUAUAAUUACAUAUUGGAAAGUGACAGCCAUUAAAGACAUACAGUAAACAAUGCGCAAUUCCAGCAAGGAAUCAAAAAUUUCAUUCAUGAAAGUGCAUUUAUCAUGUUAUAUGGAGCAGUUUUUAGAUUUUGUAUUGGAAAAUGCAGAUUAAUCAUGCUUGUAGUAAACUACUAGUGUAACAUAAAUUUAACAUGUUUGUGUGCUGCAUAGUGUCAGAUGUUUACAACAUGAGACGAGAUGUAUGAGUGUAUUGAAUCUUACUGUUUAGUGAGAUGUUCCAUACAUACAUUUCUUUUGUGGUUUCAUAAGAAGGUUAGUGGUACUGGCUGUAAAAAAGACU
Molecule: messenger RNA, 3752 nt
Organism: Larimichthys crocea (large yellow croaker)
Lineage: Eukaryota; Metazoa; Chordata; Actinopteri; Sciaenidae
Gene: iqch
Product: IQ motif containing H
Exons: 21
Coding region: 122-3253 (1043 amino acids)
Source: RefSeq, a predicted model, not a curated record